Owenia fusiformis is the source of this 2536-nucleotide messenger RNA. Lineage: Eukaryota; Metazoa; Annelida; Polychaeta; Sabellida; Oweniidae. The record is from the annotation of a GenBank genome assembly.
AUGUUUGAAAGCCAAAAGAUUCGCGCAUGCGCGAUCGAGUCAUUGGCAGUAUGGGGAUUUGUGCCAAUCCUCUGGAUGGCCCUUACUGUGAUAGGCCUGGUUGUCUUUGGCUGCUACAGGUGUUGUUGCAUGGUGAAUGCUAGCAAGAAGAAACCUAUCACCUGCCUCAGGUGGACCAUUAGUAUAUUUGCCAUAAUAACAUGUGGGGCUAUAGCCUUAGGUUUCUAUGGAAACGAGAGUGGCAACAAGGGAGUCCUUAAGUUCAUGGAGGCUACAGAAAAUACAGACAAUACAAUACAUACAAUACAAAAACAGUUAUCACAACUGCAAACUAAUUUAAAUAAGACAGUCGGAGGUGGAAUUGUAGGAUUAAACCAUUUGUUUGCAAAUGACACUAAACAUAUAACAGAGGAGAAAUUACGUAGAAAACUCAUUGGAUUUACUACAAAAGCUGAGGAUCAGGCUAAAACUGUAGCGAAUGAUGUAAAAAACAUACAAGAUCAAGUAAAUUAUGUAAAGUUAUCUGGUUUGGCUGAUCCAGUAGCAGAAGUUGAAUAUAUCAGAUGGGUGGCUAUCAUAGCAUUCCUGUGCUGGCAGAUACUUGUUUGUCUGUUGAUCCUAAUGGGUGUGGGACUUGGAUCCCGCUGUCUCCUUAUCACGUGUGGUGUGUUUAGUUGCAUCACCAUGGUGAUUGUGUUCAUAACUGGAGGAGCCUACUUGGGAACAGCAAUUGGUUUCAGUGACCUUUGUGUUGCCCCAGAAUUGUUCAUGCACAGACAUGCACACCCAAAACUGAAAGCUGGUACAGUUGACUAUUACUUACAUUGUCAGUCACCAAGUCCAUUUGGACAGGGCUUGAAAGAAGCUAUGGAUGGGGUGACGCAGACCAACAAAACCAUAACACGAUUACUCUCUGAGGCAUACACCGUCUUCUCAAAGCAGGAGAGUGGUGCAGAGAAGAAAUAUACAAGUCUUAAAGAUAUUGAAACAUCUCUCCUAAAUUUGGCAGAUGGGUACAAUAAUAUGUCUGACUUAGAGGGGCAGGUGUUUGUGGUACGCAAGGGCCUGGAGCGCUCAGUGCAGAAUCUACAACAACUUACAGCAAAGACGGACUGUAGUGGCAUUCACGGGGAUUAUGUUGAUGCACUAGAGGGGGCCUGCUACAUGGCACUGCCAGGUGUUGCAUUCCUUCUAUUGUCAGCACUUCUUGUUGGCCUCUUUCUGACUGCACUCAUCGUCAUGGUAACUGUUGCCUGGGGACGCAUCAGUAAAAGAAAGGGUUACUACGAGAUAGAUGAGAAUGACCCUUACAUGCCACGCGCUGACACAACAUCACCAACGUACUUCAGCGGCUCUAAUCGAUACAGUAGGAACGGCCCUAGCAGUCAGGGGGGUGAACACCUAGCGAUGGAACGGCGGAGUUCUCCUCCCCCCGCUUACGGGGAAUUCUACCAAGAACAUAAUAUGGACGGAGAGGGAGGAGAACGGAGAACGACCAACAGCUUCAGACGGAACCAGAACCAUGCCACUUACGUCCCCAACGCGUGAGGGAUUCCAACAUCGUAGAAGAUACUCUGACACUUCGAAGUUAAUAUGGGACAGCACAGUAUAAGCAUUUUCAGCCUAAGAUACCCCCUAUUGUACAUAUACGCAUAUAGCCUUUACUAUUUUAAAAAUUUGGAUCAAGAUAUUUUCAACACAGUCUACAUGUUCUUAUCCUGGAUUCAUCAGUAUUGUACAUAUACAGUGUAUAUCCUUCAAUGUAUGGAAAGUUGGAUGGUGAUAUAAGCAAACAGACUGAUUGAUAGCUGGAUGCACCGUCGGAUGACCAAGUUGCUGACCAAGUAAAAGUUGAAUAGCUAAACCAAACUUCCAUAUCGUGUGAGUUCCGGCUUAAAAGAUGAACAGUCCCUAUCUUAUGUAUUGGUUGAUAAUAGCAACUACCCCAUGUAUAAAAUGUGUUGUAUUUAUCCUGUAUAUAUUACAUGUAACAUGUAGUUACUUUCGGUGUAUUUUAAAUUCAUAAAAUAAUUAUGUACAUUAGCCUAACUAGAAUAUUUACUAUUGAGAGGACAAACAGUUAUUUAAUUUUAGAUACUUUUAGAAUUUUAGAAAUUUUAACAGAUUUUGCCUGUUAUUGUUAGAGAAGUGAAAUUAGGCAAGAUAUAAUAUAUAGACUACUGUAUAGUUUGAGUGACUACAAUAGGAUAUUCUUCAUACUAUUCAUUGUGCAUUGUUAUUUCAUGGGCCUACCUCAUCAUUAUUUAACACAUGGUAUUUUUUGAACACUUCAUCUAAAAGUGUCCCAAUAUGAGUAUUAUAUCCCAAACUUUUGCCUCAAGGCCUACUUUUUGGAUCCUCACAUAAUAUGGCAGUUUAAGUCAUUGAGUAAUGAAUUCAUAUAAUGUUGGAACAACCAAAUUAAUCAUGAUAUAUAAAUUGUCUAUGAUGUACUUUAAGUAUAAACAUUUUACUACAUUGUGAAAUAUAUUAUUGAAUUGUGUGCUUCGCUUAUGUGAAUCUAGUCUGACCUCAU